Gastrolobium bilobum is the source of this 1992-nucleotide messenger RNA. RefSeq lists its product as uncharacterized. The transcript is spliced from 6 exons. The coding region runs from base 1 to 1992 and encodes 663 amino acids. The record is from RefSeq and is a predicted model, not a curated record. NCBI's taxonomy places the organism in Eukaryota, Viridiplantae, Streptophyta, Magnoliopsida, Fabales, Fabaceae.
AUGACAAGUUUUGUUGGGAAUGGUACGAAGGAGCCCAAAACCUUUGCAAAGGAUUUAUUCACCAAUGGGCCAAAUGAGAAAUCACAUAUCCAAUCCUUUGAAGAUACAGUUAUGGUUUCAUUUGUAAUAAGACCCAAAUACUAUGAUUCAAUGCUUUUAGGGGCUUGUUUUGCUAAAGGAAUUCGAGGGAAGUUCAUUCGUACUACCAUCAAGAGUCGCAAUAAGAUUGCUCAUCUUGAUGGCCCUGCUCCUGCUGCCACGGAUCCCGAUUUUGCUGUUUGGGAUAAUGAGGAUUCUCUUAUCAUGACUUGGUUGUGGAAUUCGAUGACUCCUGAAGUGGGUCGUCAUUGUAUGUUCUUGUCUUCUGCUAUGGAGAUUUGGGAAACUGUCCGCUCCACUUAUUCCUUGAAACAGGAUAUGGCUGCGCGCUAUGAAUUGCGCAAUAAAAUAUUCACUACAAAACAAGAUUCUUUAUCCGUGACUGAGUACUAUGGCACCUUGAAGGAGUUAUGGACUGAACUUGAUCAAUUUCAGAGUUUGAAGAUGAAAUGUACUGCAGAUGCUACUGCUUUAGCCAAGGAGGUAGAAAAUGAGCGUAUUUUUUAUUUUCUUGCUGGUUUGAAUUCCGAGUAUGAUCCUAUUCGGGUUCAAAUACUUGGCAAAGAAACUUUUCCAUCCCUUUCUGCUGUUUUCAAUACUGUUCGGGGAGAGGAGAAUCGUCGGGGUGUUAUGAUGAACCCUGAUAAAUCUGUCAUGUUAUCAUCAAAAGAUGGUGCUGCUUCUAAACCCACUGAUGGGUCUGCUAUGAUUUCAACAAAAAAAGAUGGUUCUACUUACAGGAGUUCCUUUCCAAAAUAUUCUGAUGGAGUUUAUACCCUAAAAUAUAAUUCUGAUGGCACUCUUGAGAGAUACAAGGCUCGAUUAGUCGCCAAAGGUUACACUCAAACCUAUGGCAUUGAUUAUGAAGAAACCUUUGCUCCAGUUGCAAAAAUGAAUACAGUGAGAAUCUUGUUGUCCCUUGCUGCCCAUUACAAUUGGGAUAUAAAUCAAUUUGAUGUGAAAAAUGCUUUCCUCAAUGGUGAGUUAGAAGAAGAAGUCUACAUGGAAAUCCCGCGUGGUUUUGAUUCUGUGAAGGGGGAAAAUAAAGUUUGUCGAUUAAAAAAAGCCUUGUAUGGAUUGAAGCAGUCACCUCGUGCUUGGUUUGGGAGGUUUACUAAGGUUAUGAUGACCUUAGGAUAUAGACAGAGUCAAGGAGAUCACACUCUUUUCUUUAAGCACUCCCAAAACGGGAAGCUUACUGUGCUCCUUGUAUAUGUUGAUGAUAUUAUUAUCACAGGUAAUGAUUUUGUGGAGAGACAGAUUCUGCAGACACGACUUGCCUCUGAGUUCGAAGUCAAAGACCUUGGGAAACUGAGAUAUUUCCUAGGGAUAGAAGUAGCUCAUUCAAGCAAAGGAAUUUUUAUCAGCCAAAGGAAAUAUGUUCUUGAUCUUCUCAAAGAAGCAGGAAAGCUCGGGUGUAAACCCUCUAAUACUCCUAUUGAGCAGAAUCACAAGAUGGGCUAUGAAGAAGAGAGUCCUCCAGUUGAUAAAGGACAAUAUCAACGGCUAGUCGGUAACUUGGUGACAUGGAGAAGUAAGAAACAAGAUGUGGUUGCCAGAUCAAGUGCAGAAGCUGAAUUUCGAGCUAUGGCUCAAGGCAUUUGUGAGUUACUGUGGCUGAAAAUUGUACUUGAUGAUCUCAAAAUAAAAUGUGAGGGACCUAUGAAGCUGCUAUGUGAUAAUAAGUCCGCUAUUUGUAUAGCUCAUAAUCCAGUUCAACAUGAUCGGACUAAACAUAUUGAGGUCGACCGCCAUUUCAUCAAAGAGAAACUUGAUAGCGGGUUGAUUACCACUCCAUACAUUCCCACUGGGCGUCAAUUAGCUGAUCUAUUAACAAAGGGGCUUCCUUCAGAAUACCCUUUUUCAAGUGUUAGCAUUACAAGUAGUCCUUGA